AUGGGAGGGGACGGGGGAGAGUCAGGAGCAGCAACCGCAGCAGCAGUAACCGCAGCAGCAACAACCGCAGCAGCACCAGCAACGGCAACCGCACCAGCGACAACUUGCUGUCUGUGCCUACCUUGCAGCAAAAGUGCACGGAAACCGAAGGGAGGGUGGCAUGCCCCUGAUUGCGCUGCUACCACAUAUGAGAUCCGCAGCAGCCACUGUAGGCGCUUCCUCAGCUGCCGCAGCAGCAGUAGCAACAAGGGUUUAAGCAGCAGCAACUCCAGCAGCACCCCACGGCCUCCCAAACUGGGCAGCACCGAGCCGCAGCUGAGCUGCUUCCUGCUGCUGCCCCAGCAGGAGCUCCCAGCACAGCUGCCAACUGUCUUGUGUUCUUCUUGUGCUGCUGCUGCUUCCUGGAGCAGAUGCUUCGCAUGCAACACCAAUGAUGCUGCAGCAGCAGGCUUUGGUCUAACAGGCCCCCCUAGCAGCAACGUACUACAUCAUUCCUGUUCGUCUCAAGGCAGCAACAGCGUUCACGAUGGAGACAGUGACGUAGCAGCCUGUGCUGCUGAUGGCGCCGCAGCUCCUCCCGCAGCAGCACCAUCUGCUGCAGAAGAAGAUUCAGAAGCAGCAGGAGAUGCAAGGGAAAGCGCAGCUGCUGCCGACACAAGGGCGACGCAGCAGUGCUGCAGCAACAGCAACAGCAGCAGCAGUAAGCAGUGGCAGCUGUACAUGAACCUCAGCAGCAGUUUCAAAAGCCGCUUCCCCUGCGUUGCAUGCUGGCGCUGCAGUAACUGCAGCAGCAUCAGCCUGAAGGCACUGCAGCUUCAAACAGCCAGCGGCAGCACUGUCCCUGCCCUCUUCUUGCGGCAUCCAGCAGCAACUCAAACUUUGUUAGUCUCUCAUCGCAGCAACAGCGAUUUAGGCUUCACUUAUCCUCUUCUUCUUUAUCUUUGUCGUUCUCUGAACAUCAACGUCCUGGGUUAUGAGUACACCGGUUACGGAUUCUGCUGCUGCCCUAGCAGGAGAAGCCUGGCAGUUCAACAGCAGCAGCAGCAUCAGCAGCAGCAACAGCGGAGGCUCUGCACUCCUUCCGCUGCCGCAGUGCGUAUGGAUAUCCGUGCUGCUUUCUUGUGGCUGCAGCAGCAGCAGCAGCAAACACCCCACAGUGUCAUCCUAUACAGCGAAGGCAGGGGUCUCCUCCCUGCUUUGCAGCUGCGUUCUGAACUUGCUGCCGAGGGGUUGCAGCUAGGGGGCCUGGUCUUUGUAGCUCCAGCGGCAACCGCCGCAGCAGCAGCAACGACAGCAGCAGCAGCAGCAACACAGAUAAGCGGAAGACAAAGAGGACAUGAAAGAGGGAUACGCAGGCUUGUGCCUCCCUGUCUCCGCAGAAGACGCAGCGAAACGCACGAAGUGUACAUGCAGCUGUUGCAGCUUCACAUGGAUGAGCUUCUGGUGCUUGAAGGAGCCUCCGAGUUGGAGCUGCAGCAGGCUACUGAGGGCAAGACACCUCAACUGCUGCUGCGCCAGCGGGCAGCAGCAGCAGCAACCGUUGCGGAGACAGGAGAGCCCGGCUGCUGUUGCUGCGACUUUCCAAAAGGAGACAAUCUACGCCGCCUGAAGGCAUUCAUUCAACAUGCAAAAGAGCAGCAGCAGCGGCCCUACGACCUCGCGCUGCAGCGGCAGCUCCGCAUGCAGCAGCAGCAGCUGCAAAGGCAGCAACAGCAACACCAAGUCGCAUGGAGCAGUAUGACGCAAAGCGGGCAACAUGCCAGGCCGGGCCAGAAGCAGCAAGGGAGCGAAAUGCAGCAGCAACGCCAACAGCAGCGAAAGCAGCAGCAACAAGAGCAGCAACAGCAGCAGCAAGUUGCUGGGAACCUCUGCAACGACUGCCCAACUCCUAUACACUCCACGGUGUCUCCGCGUCAUUCGGCAGCCGUUAAAUACACUCCAAAAAAACAGCUGGAGCAGCAGCAGUAG
Eimeria acervulina is the source of this 1968-nucleotide messenger RNA. RefSeq lists its product as hypothetical. The transcript has a single exon. Gene Ontology annotation, biological process: regulation of transcription by RNA polymerase II. Gene Ontology annotation, molecular function: transcription cis-regulatory region binding. The record is from RefSeq and is a predicted model, not a curated record. Gene Ontology annotation, cellular component: nucleus. The coding region runs from base 1 to 1968 and encodes 655 amino acids. NCBI's taxonomy places the organism in Eukaryota, Apicomplexa, Conoidasida, Eucoccidiorida, Eimeriidae.